AUCGAACUCAAGUCAGAUCGGUUCACUGGCAGGUGUCAAGUCAAUUUAAUUUUUUAUACAUCUUUAUAGAAUGAAUCGUAGGUGCUUUAUCGGAGCUAUUAGCCUUUUGGUAGCCAUUUCCAAAGUUCAUUGCCACAGCAUCAGUGGUGCAAAUGCCACCCUGAAUCUACCCGAGAUUCGAGGUGACAAGUUCCUGUACUUCGGUUUCGGCAGCAAUAUGCUGAUCCAAAGGAUCCACAUCCACAAUCCAACGGCCGUGAGAGUCGGACCGGCCCUGCUACCCGACUUUCGAUUGGACUUUGCCCUCGAUUUUGACAGUUGGAGCGGAUCUGUGGCGACCAUCGUUCCCACCAACGAUGAUCAUGUCUGGGGAACCCUGUGGGAGAUCGAUCUGAGUAAUCUACCGGAUAUAGACAACCAAGAAGGCGUUAGUGAAGGCAUUUAUGAGCCCCGCACGGUUUACGUGAAACUCCGUGAUGAAUCCGAAUUAACUCCCGCCCGUGCUUACCUACUGAUCAAGCAGCCAAAUAGCAAUCUCUACAUGCUACCCAAGGACUCCAUUCCCUUAUCCAGACAGCCCUCGAAAACAUAUCUCCAAUGCCUCGUAAAAGGCGCUAUCGAGAGCUCCGUCCCGGAGGAUUAUGUUCAGCGAUUGAGGAGCAUCAAGCAUAAUGGAAAAGUGAAUUCUGAUAUGGAGCAGAAACUGGAACUGAAAAAUGUAACCCUCUAAGUAAUGAAAACAUUCAAUAAAUUAGUUGGAUUUGCACCACUUA
Drosophila santomea is the source of this 773-nucleotide messenger RNA. RefSeq names its product gamma-glutamylcyclotransferase. The transcript is spliced from 2 exons. Bases 71 to 730 code for a protein of 219 amino acids. Gene Ontology annotation, molecular function: gamma-glutamylcyclotransferase activity. The record is from RefSeq and is a predicted model, not a curated record. NCBI's taxonomy places the organism in Eukaryota, Metazoa, Arthropoda, Insecta, Diptera, Drosophilidae.